Messenger RNA from Asparagus officinalis (garden asparagus), 4031 nucleotides. Its product is annotated as probable serine/threonine protein kinase IREH1. The record is from RefSeq and is a predicted model, not a curated record. The transcript has 19 exons. NCBI's taxonomy places the organism in Eukaryota, Viridiplantae, Streptophyta, Magnoliopsida, Asparagales, Asparagaceae. Gene Ontology annotation, biological process: intracellular signal transduction; peptidyl-serine phosphorylation. Bases 1 to 3636 code for a protein of 1211 amino acids. Gene Ontology annotation, molecular function: ATP binding; protein serine/threonine kinase activity.
AUGGUGUUCAAAGGCCGAUUCUUCUCGUCGAAGAAAUCCUCAGAUUCAUCGCCGAUCUCCGAUGGAUCCAGCAGCCCUAGAACCCCAUCCCUAGAUUCCCCGAGCAAAUCCGACUCCCCCUCCCCCUCCCCUCCCCCUCUCUCCUCCUCCUUCCGCUGCCUCUCGUCAAGAACAUCGAAACUCGUCAGCAUUCCGCCGACGCUGCCUCCAGGCGGCGGAGCGAUCUCUCUAUUGCUCGACUCUCAUCGCGACAUCAGCGAUUCGUCGGCGGCUGGGAAGAGUAGUGGGAAGAAGAAGGAGGCUAGAGGAUUGGAGAAGGUUCCGGAGAAGUGUGAUAGUUCUUGGUCUGAUAGGAGUAGGAGUGGGGGGAGAGGGAAGUAUUGGUCUGGGGAUUUGAGGUUCAGGAAUCAGGAUUUGUCGGCUAAUUUGGGACAAUCUGGAAAUUCGUGGAAUCAUUCUGAAGAUGGAAAAAAUUCUGCUGCUUGUGCAUUAGAGGCAGAGUCUUCUCAUGAUGCAUGUGAAACUCCAAAGGAAUCCGAAUCCCCCCGUUUUAAAGAGAUAAUGCAGGCUACAAGUGCACCUAGGAAAAAGUUUCCUGGCGAUAUAAAAAGUUUUUCUCAUGAGUUGAAUUCUAAAGGGGUACGCCCAUUUCCUUUCUGGAAGCCCCGGGGUUUAUAUAAUUCCAAGGAGGUAUUGAAAAUCAUUCAGGUGAAAUUUGAAAAAGCAAAGGAAGAGGUGAACUCAGAUUUGGCUGUAUUUGCAGGGGAUUUGGUUGGGAUAAUGGAAAAGCAUGCAGAAACCCAUCCCGAGUGGAAAGAAACUUUGGAAGACUUGCUAUUACUUGCUCGAAGCUGUGAUGUUAUGACACCUGGGGAAUUCUGGCUACAGUGUGAAGGCAUAGUUCAUGAUUUGGAUGAUCGACGUCAGGAGCUUCCCAUGGGUGUGCUGAAGAAACUUCACACUCGCAUGCUUUUCAUUCUAACGAGAUGCACAAGAUUGCUUCAGUUUCACAAGGAGAGUGUAUUUGCUGAAGAUAAACUGGUUAUGGAUCUCCGGGACCUUCAUUCUGCUGAUAAAAAGAUAAAAUCUGGACUAGGGAAGGAUAGCAAAGACACUGUUGUUACGAGGAGCUUAACUGAAGCAGCUUCAUCAAGGAAGUCGUAUAGCCAGGAGCAACAUAAUUUAAAAUGGAAAAGAAGCCAAGAGAUAAAACCUGUAAAUUUCUUCUCACAGCAUGACAGUGUAAUUGCAAAAGAAGAGGAGUCUCCAAACAGAGAGCGCAUAGCUUCUUGGCGGCCUCUUCCUUCUCCUGUGCAGAAAAGCCAGAAAGAAGCUAGGCCCAUCAAAGAUGACCCGUCUAACAAGAAAGAGGAUCCCUCUUGUAUUUUAAAUAGGGGGGGAAAUGCUGAUGCCAACCAAAUUGUAAUUAAUCAACCUGAGUUAUCCUGUUCUGUAGAUUCUAAUGUUCAAACUUCUGGUCCUCCCAAGCAUCAGCGCAAGUUUUCUUGUGGAAACUGGGAUCAACAGAACUUUUCUGAGGAGGGGUCAAUAAUGUGCCGCAUAUGUGAGGAGUAUGUUCCUACGCUGUAUGUGGAGGAUCAUUCAAGGGUUUGCACAGUUGCUGACAGAUGCGACCAGAAGGGUUUAUGUGUUGAUGAACGUUUCCUCAGAAUUGCUGAGACCCUGGAGAACAUGAUAGAGGUCUGUACACAGAAAGACCUGCCUAAUGCCGUUGGAAGUCCAGAUGUCUCAAAAAUGUCUAGCUCAAGCAUGACCGAAGAGUCUGAUGUCAUUUCUCAAAAGCUUAGUGACUGGUCCAGGAGAGGAUCUGCUGAUAUGACUGAUUGUUUCCAAGAGGCAGAUAACUCCAUUUUUGAUGACAUGAAGAAUCUCCCGCCAAUGACAUGCAAGACCCGGUUUGGUCCAAAAUCAGAUCAAGGUAUGGCCACCUCAUCUGCGGGCAGCAUGACUCCUCGCUCUCCUCUAACGACGCCUACGCCGAGUCAUAUAGACAUGCUUCUAACUGGAAAAGGUGCACUUUAUGAAACAGAAGAUCUUCCACAGAUUAUUGAACUUGCUGAUAUUGCUCGGUGCAUAGCAAAUGCCGCAAUUGAUGAUGAGCGUUCUCUACCUUAUCUGGUUUCAUGUUUGGAAGAUUUACAAGAGGUUAUAAGUCGCCGGAAGCUCGAGGCACUUACUGUACAGACGUUUGGGACACGAAUAGAGAAACUUCAUCGGGAGAAAUACCUGCAGCUUUGUGAUGCAGUUGAUGUUGAAAAGGUUGAUGCCAUAAGUACUGUGAUGGAUGAAGAACAGGAUGUUGUCCGUAGCUUGCGAACAAGUCCCAUGCACCCUAUAAACAAGGACCGCACUUCUAUCGAUGAUUUUGAGAUCAUAAAACCUAUUAGUCGUGGGGCAUUUGGCCGUGUCUUUUUAGCAAAGAAAAGAACAACAGGGGACCUAUUUGCUAUUAAGGUUCUUAAAAAGGCGGACAUGAUUCGAAAAAAUGCUGUUGAAAGUAUAUUGGCUGAACGUGAUAUCUUAAUCUCUGUCCAGAAUCCUUUUGUGGUUCGUUUCUUCUAUUCUUUUACAUCCCGGGAAAAUCUAUAUCUUGUCAUGGAAUACUUGAAUGGAGGGGACUUAUAUUCGUUGCUCAGAAAUUUAGGCUGCCUAGAUGAAGAUGUUGCUCGCGUAUAUAUAGCAGAAGUUGUUCUUGCUUUGGAAUACCUACAUUCCUUGCAAGUGGUUCAUCGAGAUCUGAAGCCUGAUAAUUUAUUGAUCGCACAUGAUGGUCAUAUCAAAUUGACAGAUUUUGGACUUUCUAAAGUUGGUCUCAUAAACAGUACUGACGAUUUAUCUGGGCCAGCUGUUAGUAGUGGUUCAUCAUUACUUGGAGACGAUGAACCACAGAUAACAGUAUCUGAGCAACUGAAUCAGCGAGAGAGAAGGAAGAAACGUUCUGCUGUUGGCACACCGGAUUAUCUAGCACCAGAAAUCCUGCUAGGGACUGGACAUGGUGCGAGUGCAGAUUGGUGGUCUGUUGGUGUUAUUCUCUUCGAGCUGCUAGUUGGUAUUCCACCCUUUAAUGCAGAGCAUCCCCAGACUAUUUUUGACAAUAUUCUGAAUCGUAAAAUACCUUGGCCUCAAGUACCUGAAGAGAUGAGCUAUGAAGCGUACGAUCUUAUAGAAAAAUUAUUAACAGAAGAUCCUGAGCAGAGGCUUGGAGCUAGGGGAGCAUCUGAGGUGAAGCAACAUGUGUUUUUCAAAGAUAUCAACUGGGAUACACUUGCCAGACAGAAGGCUGCAUUUAUUCCCUCCUCAGACAGUGCACUUGAUACAAGUUAUUUUGCUAGUCGUUUCCCUUGGAAUCCAUCAGAUGAAUUUAUUAAUGAAGCCAGUGAAUACGAGGACUCCAGUGAUAAUGACAGCAUGAGUGGAGGCAGUAGUUACGUUAGCAAUAAUCAUGAGGAAGUGGGAGAUGGAUAUGGAAGUCUUGCAGAGUUUGAAUCAGAUUCAUCUGUCAAUUACUCGUUCAGUAAUUUCUCAUUCAAGAAUCUUUCGCAGCUGGCAUCGAUAAAUUAUGAUCUGCUCACAAAGGGCUGGAAAGAGGAAACACCAUCAAAAUCUAACUCAUGAGGGUGACCCUCUUUAUUGUUGUAAAAUAUCCAUCCGGAGACCUUGCUGGUCUCAUGAAGAGCUUGUAAAUAGACAGGAACCGGCAACAGGAGACACAUUUAGCAAACAUAUUGGCGUUGAUUUAUGGAGCGCCAAUUUUUUGGUAGCCAUUAUUGGGUUUUCGGCUUUUCGGCUGCCCAUGGUAUAUUCUGUGAAAAAAUAAUAGGAGAUGGGUUUGUCCAUCUGCUGUUAGCCUUUAUAUGAGAUCCAUAUUUAACAAGGAAAAUGGGCUGCAUCCAUCAACUUUGCUCUUCUGGGGCUAACUUACACAAUACAAUUGCAAAUUUUGCGCUGCCUGUUUUGCCUCUUUUAUUGCUGCGUUAGCAAUGCUCUUCUUUGGCUUAAUUCUGCUUUAA